Komagataella phaffii GS115 is the source of this 615-nucleotide messenger RNA. RefSeq lists its product as uncharacterized. The record is from RefSeq and is a predicted model, not a curated record. Gene Ontology annotation, cellular component: mitochondrion. Lineage: Eukaryota; Fungi; Ascomycota; Pichiomycetes; Pichiales; Pichiaceae. Gene Ontology annotation, biological process: glycine biosynthetic process; tetrahydrofolate biosynthetic process; dihydrofolate metabolic process. Bases 1 to 615 code for a protein of 204 amino acids. The transcript has a single exon. Gene Ontology annotation, molecular function: NADP binding; dihydrofolate reductase activity.
AUGAGUAGACCGUUCAAAGUGAACAUUAUUGUGGCAGCGUUGAUACCUGGGCAUGGGAUUGGCUUAAAGGGGAAACUACCUUGGUCUCUGAAAAAUGAAAUGAAAUAUUUCCGUCUUCUCACAACAAACACAAUCUCACCAACUUCCAAAAAUGUCGUUAUCAUGGGCAGAAAUACGUGGGAAUCAAUUCCCUCCAGAUUCAGGCCGUUACAAAACAGAUUGAAUAUCGUGCUUACCAGGAAUGCCAAUAUUUCUGUUGAAAAUGGUGCUGCGGUUGACGACUCCGUGCUGGUGGCUGAUUCCCUGAAGAAUGGAUUGGACAUUAUAGAAAAGACAGGAAACAUAGAGGAAGUGUUCUUGAUAGGAGGAGCUGAUCUUUAUAACCAAUGCCUUGCAUCUGGUCUUGUUGACCGUAUAUUUUUAACAGAAGUGAAGUCCUUGAACGGACAAAUUGAGACUGAUGUGUCCAUCAAGAUUGACCCUUCCCAAUGGAUCAAGCAGGAGUCCCAAGUCCUGGAGAAAUACCUCCAAGACCAUGGAGUGAACGGCUUCCAGUUAGACGGGAACAAAGAGGGAGAGCUAGUCUACGACUUUACUUUGCUGGAGCGAAGAUAA